GCUCAUCUUUGUGCUGCGAUGCUAGCUUGGCUAGCAGCCAGCUCGGCUCGGCCUCGGUGGCAUGGAUAUAGAGACUGCUUUCCACACGGUUGGAGAGUUUGGGCCGUACCAGAAGCGGGCGGUCACCGUGCUGGUUCUGGCGCAGGUCUACAUGGCCUGCCAGUCCAUGCUGAUCGUUCUGGUCGGAUACACACCAGAGUAUCGGGUCGAGAAGCAGGACGGUGGUUCGUCCGGCCACCGGGAGCUGCAGCAGCACGUCAUCUUCACGGAGGAUGUGGACUCCAUCGUCACGGAGUGGGUCCUCAUCAGACAGCAGGCCUAUAAGGUCAGCCUGGCCGGGUCGCUGUUCUUCACCGGGCUGCUGGUGGGGAAUGUCGUCUUCGGGCCGCUCUCUGAUCGGAUCGGACGGAGGCCCGUCUACCUGACAGGUCUGUUCUUUGAGGUGAUGUUCGGCUACCUCACCGCCCUGGCGCCCAGCUACGAGGUCUUUGCCGCCUCUCGGCUCCUGGUGGGGCUGAUGAACGGCGGCAUCGGCCUCGUCUGCUUCGUCCUCACCCAGGAGUACGUGGGGAAGUCCUACUGGGCCAUGACCGGGACGCUGACCAGCAUGAUCUUCGCCGUCGGCAUUGCUCUGUUCGGAGCGCUGGGCUACUUUGUCCGGCCCUGGAGGACUCUGGCCAUGGUGGCCAACUCCUCCGGCGUCCUGUUCUUUCUGCUCUCUGUAACUCUUCCAGAAUCUCCUCGCUGGCUUUAUUCUCAGGGACAGACGGAGCGAGCCGAAGAGGUUCUGCGCUACAUGGCGGUGAGGAACGGCAGCAACGCCACCAACCUGGUUCUGCAGCGGGUCGGCGCCGCCAAGCCCGGCGGCCCGGUGAGCAGGCGGGGCGGCGUCCUGCAGCUGGCGGUCCAUCCGGUCCUGCGCCUCAGGACGAUGGUGCUCAUGUACGUGUGGUACUGCUGCAGUCUGGUGUAUUACGGCCUCACCCUGGGAGCCAGCGCCACGUCGGGGAGUCGCUUCGUUAACGUGGCCAUGUACGGCCUGGUGGAGCUGCCGGCCUAUCCGCUCUGCAUCUACUUCAUCAAUAAGAGCUGGGCCGGCAGGAGGAAGAGCAUGUCCAGCUUCCUGUUCCUGGCCGGCUCCGCCUGCCUCUGCACCACGCUCAUCCCAGAGAACUCAGGGUCUCUGCUGAGCAUCACGUCUCUGGCUCUGCUGGGGAAGCUGAUGGUCAGCGCUGCGUUCAACAUCGCCUACGUUUACACCUCAGAGCUCUACCCGACUGUGAUCAGGAACGCCGGGCUGGGAGUGUGCUCCAUGUCCUGCCGAGUCGGAGGAAUCCUGGCGCCGUUUGUUCCCUCCAUGCGCGCGCUCCACGCCUCCAUGCCCUUCACCGUGUUCUGCCUGAGCGGUUUGUCUGCAGGCUGCCUGGGCCUCCUGCUGCCCGAGACCCUGAACAGACCUGCAGCCGACACUCUGGAGGAGCUGAGCGGCCCGAGCGGCAGCCGGGUUCUGGAGAACAAGGCUCUGCUGUACGAAGAGGAGAAACUGAAAUCAAACCACAAGUGAAGCUCUGGUCUUCGUUUCGGUCCAGAGGGAGCGGCCGCUUCAGAGCGGCGUACCGUCCCUUUAAGACGGGGAGUCUCCGGGUCGCCGCCUGCAGGGUUCUCCUCGGUUCCUCUCAGGUUUUUCUCUCCUGGCUUCAGUCCAGAUGUUGCUGCCGCUGGCAGGAAGUGAAGCACAAACUUUAAACAUUCCUGUGGCCAGAGAGCCAGGUCAAAGUUCACUGAACCCAGAAGCUGAUGAUCAGCUGGGAAACGUGAUCUGCUGGGAGCAGAGCUUUAAUCUGAGCCGGGACCGGGUCGUGGUUCUGAUCCGUUAGAGAAACUUUUUUCGCUUUCAGUGAAAGCGGUGAUGUAACGCGGUUUAAUGGCGGCUCAAGUGAUGGAUCAAGUGAUGUUUCAUAUUUUCCAUGAAGCGUUUUAUAUGAAUCAAGCUUCUACUGCCCCCUGGUGGCUGCCAGUGCAGGCCAGGAAGCCGAGCCGGACGGAAUCAGAUUAUUUUUAAAAGCAGAGGUGAUGCUGAGUCACUGGCUGCUUUGGCUUUUUCAGACGACCAGGAAGUGAAAGUGAUCAGAUUGAAGCCGCAGCAGAAAGUUUCAUGAUCACAUGUAGAUCUAAUCUGACCUGUUUACACGUUGAAAUCGAGUUUUUCACAGCUUCCUGAACUCCAGUGGAUGUUUUUCUACCGGAAAUCAUUUUGAACUGCAGGAGAAACUGUGGUUGGUAAUAACUGUUCCUCUCUGAUGUUCAACAGCCAUAAUGAGAACCAGACACUCAAAAACACCAAAUAUCACCAAGGAUUUCUGUCUGGUUUCUGGUCCAAACGUCUCACUGGACAUCAGACAAAACUAACUUACACGUACAUUUUCAGCAAGAUAUUGAUAGUUUUAAACUGAAUGACAGACAUUUUAGUGAAAUACUCAGCUGGUGUAACUCGUUGUUAAAUUGUUUCCUUAAAUUAAUCUCCUAUAUUACAUUGGAAAGUUACUUUAAUCAUAUUUCAAGUGCACUAAGAUAUUUACACAAGAACUAGACAGAAAUUCUUGGUAAUAUUUUGUUUUUGCUGCGUUCAUGUUUAUCAUCAAACAUCCUGAAAACAACCAAUAAUAGAUUUAUUUAUUUCCUGUUUACUUCCUGAUAUUCCAUAAAACGUCACUUUUCCCAGCCAGAUUUCAGACCAACAUCAGGUUCAGGGUUCAAACUAUCAGAGUUUUUCUACUGAUUGAAUCCUAAAAUUGGAAUAAAAACCUUUAAUUUUUGAUAAAAGCCUCUAAAGAUGAAUUCCUGGUUCAUGUUGCAGCGUCUUUAACUCUCCUAGGUCAGAAAAUCUCUGAACUUUAAAUCUGCACAUUUAUGGGACCAAUCCUAAAUAUUUGAAUUUGAUUUAAAAGUUAGUUUUGUAGUAAAUUCUGAUAUAUUUUGACAUGUUAAAUCCUGUUUUUUUUUCCAGUAAUAAUGGAUGUAAAAUGAGUUGGAUUAAUGUUCAUUUUAAUGAUAAUUAAGGAUUUUUUAAAGGGAUCAAAGCUCCUGGACUAAAAACACUGCAACAUUCCUGAAAGCCUUUUGUUUACUCUGUAAAUACUGAAAUGAAUAUAACGUUACUAAAUGGAUGUUAUUGUAUUUACAGGAAUCUUUGGUUUAACUUUGAGUAAAAAUAUGAAUUUUCUCUUCCUUUGUUCUUCUUUUCUGUCUUUGUGGUUUAAUGAGCAGAAAAAUCUUCAUCAGUUUAAAACUAGAUAAUUUCUCUGCCUUAGAUGAAUCAACACUCAUCCAAACCUCUGAAGCACGGUAAAGCAGGUGUCAUGCUGUGGGAAUCUCUGAUCCUGAGGUUUGUGGUUUGAAGUCAGUGGGCCGAACCGGACCAGUAAGGAGAGCUGGGUAAACACGAUGGAUGCAUUUUAACUGGUACCAGAAGUGGGUCGAGAAGACAAAACUAAAAACAUUUUACAAUAAAUGUUGAAGAAAAAUAUAGACAUUGAUGUUUAUUUGUUCAGCCUGAAACAAAACAUUACAAAUCUGCAAAAAUCCUUUCCGAUUUUCACAAUUGCGGUGUUUCUAUUAAAAAAAUGUAAAUAAAAUGAUGAGAAUAAGUUUAACAGAAUAAACGACCAGCUCACUGUUAUAGAAACCUCAGGCAGUAGAAAUGAAGAUUUCUCUGGAGGUUAAUAUCCAGAUAAAUGAAAUGAAACGACUCAGAGCGGUGGCAUGCAGCUCACCCUGACUGGACGACUAACAGGAAGAGAAGUUAGCAGAACAACGUUGUGAAAAGGGAAACAAGAAGAAGACAAAAGAGACGUUUUUAUGUCUCUUGGUAAUGUUGAUCAAGACUACUGAUCUUUAAAAUGUCUGACUGCUAAUUGUGAUUUUAGCUGAUAUAAAUUGUUUUACCUGUAGCUAAGGACAGUGGUUCUUAGAGGCCUCCUGGUUCUGUUGGGUCUCAGUCUGUUCAGAUAUUCAGUAAAAAGUUUCUUUCUUCUUCCUACUCCUUUUCAAACAUGUUGAGAUUACUGUGGUACAAAAAUGCCUUUAGCAUUCCUUGUUCUUGUGCAUGAUUUCAUACCAUCAUCUUCAAAAUAAAGUUUCAUUUCAUUCUUCAGAUCUUUGGACCGUCUGAAUAAACUGUAAGUUUGUUUUGUUUCCUACUUGAAUUUUGUCUUCAGGAAUUUUCCUGCUUGUUUCUCUGAUGUUCGGAGAAAAUGUUCACUUCUGAUUUCAGAUCAACGUUUAAUCUGUUUGAAGAUUAAUCUACAGGAUUAUUGAUUAUUGAUGAACAGGAAUCAAACAUCACGAUGAUCAGCUGAUGAUUCUUUGGUUUCUCUGAACAAACUUUCUGUCCACCAUUAAAGUCAGAUGCAACAACUUCCA
Xiphophorus maculatus (southern platyfish) is the source of this 4422-nucleotide messenger RNA. It is a transcript of the gene slc22a15, whose product is annotated as solute carrier family 22 member 15. Gene Ontology annotation, cellular component: membrane. Gene Ontology annotation, molecular function: transmembrane transporter activity. The coding region runs from base 62 to 1564 and encodes 500 amino acids. The record is from RefSeq and is a predicted model, not a curated record. Gene Ontology annotation, biological process: transmembrane transport. Lineage: Eukaryota; Metazoa; Chordata; Actinopteri; Cyprinodontiformes; Poeciliidae. The transcript is spliced from 13 exons.